Messenger RNA from Cladocopium goreaui, 1095 nucleotides. The record is from the annotation of a GenBank genome assembly. NCBI's taxonomy places the organism in Eukaryota, Dinophyceae, Suessiales, Symbiodiniaceae.
AUGGGUAGUAGCAGAGCAAAAGACACGUUGGAAGCAAGGGAUUAUAGCAAGUUGUUGCGCGCAAAUGUUUCGGAGUUGCUCGCUUCUGAAUACAACGUCAUUGACCUUGUUAAGAUCGUGACAGCCUAUCGUGACUUCUUCUGCGACGUGGCGGAAAAGACGAGUCGCGUCAACGAGCAACCACUGAGGGAAGGAGCUAUGCAUGCCUUUGAAAUCAAACGAGGUGAGGCAGAGGUGUUCGCUGAGCGCGUUUCGAAGGCGUUCAGGAUGUGCGUGGAGAAAAGCAGGCAUGCCGUUUCCGGGAAGAGGCUUGUCCCUUCUGUCUUGUCUGUUGUGAAAGUUCUUCAAGGAGCAGUUUCCAAGGCCAAGGUCGCCAAGGCGAAAACGCCUCGUAAAAGUGGAGCUGGGAAGACGACAGAGAAAGGUGCAACCUCCAACGCGGCUCGUCAAGCAACACCUGGCAAAUCUCCAAGCAAAGCUGCUCGGAAUAGCCACGAACCUCGGUCGCCUGUGACUCGACCGACGUCUUCGCCUAGCAAGAACACUGCAAGCAAGUUUCAAACGCCUGACAAGCAAAUUGUCUUGUUUUCUCCUCAGAAGCCGAAGAAAGGUGAGUCAUGGCAGCUGCCCGCAACGCCCACAAAAACUUCAUCCUCCUCUGCGCAGCGUGGCUUGCCCGCUUCUUUACCGUGCUCGGGCAAGACGCAAUCUCCUGGCAAGGUGGCUCUGCAGUCGUGUCAGAAGCGUCCUGCAGCAAGCAGCAAGGUGACUGGUGUGCAGAAAAACAUCAUUGCCAACAAGAAUGGCAAAAUUUUGAAACGUCCUGCAGCAGCUAAGCCUAGCAACGUUUGCUCUGCUUUGCUCAACAUCACAGUGACUAGUACCAAACAAAGUUUGCCGAUUCGUUCCUACGUGCAGGCCUGCACGUCUCCAAAAGGGGUCAAGCGGCUAAUCGUGGAAUUCUCCGAAAAACAAUUUAGCAAUCACAGAGAGCUUGCGGAAAAAGCCAAGUCUGACAUUGUCACCAAGGGCUUGAGUUACACGGACGCCCGAAACCUGAAGAUGCAGUAUCUGGCAGAGAUGCAGAAGCGCUAG